Funneliformis geosporum is the source of this 1767-nucleotide messenger RNA. NCBI's taxonomy places the organism in Eukaryota, Fungi, Glomeromycota, Glomeromycetes, Glomerales, Glomeraceae. The record is from the annotation of a GenBank genome assembly.
AUGAAGUAUAUUUUGAUAUCUGGUGGCGUGAUUUCGGGUAUUGGGAAAGGAAUAUUUGCUUCUUCUCUGGGUCUCUUAUUAAAAACUAUCGGAUUAAGGGUUACUGCUAUAAAGAUAGAUCCUUAUAUGAAUAUUGACGCGGGAACUAUGAGUCCUAUCGAGCAUGGUGAAGUUUUCGUAUUAAAUGAUGGUGGGGAAGUAGAUCUUGAUUUAGGAAAUUAUGAACGUUUUCUUGAUAUAACCCUUACCAAAGAUAAUAAUAUCACAACUGGAAAAAUCUACCAAAAAGUCAUCAAUGAAGAGCGAAAAGGAGAUUAUCUGGGCAAGACUGUACAAGUGGUUCCCCACGUAACUGAUGCAAUGCAAGAAUGGAUUGAACGAGUAGCCGCAAUACCUGUUGAUGAAAGUGGCGAAAAACCUGACGUGUGCAUUAUUGAGUUGGGGGGCACGGUUGGUGACAUAGAAUCCGCCCCAUUUGUCGAAGCGAUGCGCCAAUUUCAAUUUCGAGUAGGAUACAAAAAUUUUGCAUUGGGUCACGUGUCGCUUGUUCCCAUUAUUGGUCCAGUAGGCGAACAAAAAAGUAAACCAACUCAAGCCACCAUAAGAGAAUUAAGAUCUCUUGGAUUAUCACCUGACUUGAUUGCGUGUCGUUGCUCCACAACAUUAGAUAAUGACGUUCAAAAUAAAAUCUCAAUGUUUUGUCAUGUUGGAAAAGAUCAAGUACUUUCUGUUCGAGAUGUCUCCUCAACUUACCACGUUCCUCUUUUAUUAAGAGAACAAGGUGUUUUGGAUUUUCUAAAGAGAAGACUAGAUUUGGAUAGCAUUUCUAUUUCAUCGACUCAAAUCGAGAAAGGCGAAACCUUAUUGAAACAAUGGACGAGGUUAACAAUAGACCAUGAUCACCUCUCACAGCCCGUUAUAAUAGCCUUGGUGGGAAAAUAUACGAAUCUUCAAGAUUCGUACCUUUCUGUUAAGAAGUCACUCGAACAUUCUGGACUAAGAUGUGAGAGAAAAUUAAUUCUUAAGUGGAUCGAAGCUUCAUACUUGGAAGUAGAAUAUGAAAAAACAGGUCCGGAAAAGUAUCGAGAAUCAUGGGAAGAUUUAAAAUCUGCUGAUGGUAUUUUGGUUCCGGGAGGAUUCGGAACUCGUGGCACAGAGGGAAAGAUUGCUGCAGCAAGAUAUGCACGCGAAAACAAAGUUCCUUAUUUAGGAAUUUGUCUAGGGUUGCAAGUAGCCGUAAUUGAAUUUGCUCGCAACGUUUGCGGUCUUGAAGCUGCAAAUUCAGAAGAGCUCGACAAAAAUGCAACACAUCAGGUUGUUGUCAAUAUGCCGGAAAUUUCAACAACAGUUCUUGGAGGAACAAUGAGAUUAGGGUUGAGAUCUACUAUCUUUCAAGAUGGAACAGAAUCAUGGUCAAAAAUACGAAAAUUAUAUGAGAACGCCCAAUCUAUCUCUAAAGAUCAUUUUGUUGUUGAGCGUCAUCGACAUCGAUAUGAAGUAAACCCUAAUUACGUAUCCAUAUUCGAAGCAAAAGGGUUACAAUUUGUAGGACGUGAUGAAACCGGAAGAAGAAUGGAAAUAAUGGAACUUAAAGAUCAUCCAUUCUUUAUUGGUACACAAUAUCAUCCUGAAUAUCUUAGCCGUCCUCUUAAACCGUCGCCUCCUUUCCUUGGAUUUGUUAUGGCUUCUGCAGAAUUUUCAAACAAAUCUGUAUUAAAGAGUAAACCAAAGACUAAUGGAAUUUCGGGGAUUCAUAAUCAUUUCUAA